AGCGGCGGCGGGCGGUGAGUGCAGGUCGGCUCAGGGGCCCUGCAUGUGUUGUCCUUGGUGUUCGGCACGGAGCCGCGCUCUCCGGCCGGGACCGCGCCCAGGGCGCUGGUGCCGGGCUGGAACGCCAGGGCUCCGCACGCGGGGAGUGGCUCCGAACGCGUGUGCGGUCCGGGGAAGGGACACAGCCCUGGGGCGCCAGCAUUGCUGGUGGCGCUUGCCAGAGAAGAUCAAGAUGAGUCUACGGAAGCAAACCCCCAGUGACUUCCUAAAACAAAUCAUUGGAAGGCCAGUUGUUGUAAAAUUAAAUUCUGGAGUUGAUUAUCGAGGUGUCCUGGCUUGCCUGGAUGGAUAUAUGAACAUAGCUCUGGAGCAAACUGAGGAAUAUGUAAAUGGACAGUUAAAGAACAAGUAUGGGGAUGCAUUUAUCCGAGGAAAUAAUGUGUUGUACAUAAGCACCCAGAAGAGGAGGAUGUGAAGAUGCCAGAAGGAGGCUGUUUUUUUUGUACUUGGGAACCUCUUUGAAGUGAUGAGCCCUAUUUGAUUAGUAGUUCAAAAUGCACAGGUGAAAUACACAAGUGUUUAAGUAUUUUUUUAAAUAAAUGUAAACUUGAGUGUAAACUGCCUGAAUGUUUUUGUUCCAAAGCAUUGCUUUGUUCCAUUGUACAGAAAAAAAAAUAAAAGAGAAGCAUCCAAUAGUGCUGCAAGACUAA
Oenanthe melanoleuca is the source of this 710-nucleotide messenger RNA. RefSeq names its product LSM6 homolog, U6 small nuclear RNA and mRNA degradation associated (gene LSM6). Gene Ontology annotation, molecular function: RNA binding. The transcript has 4 exons. Bases 44 to 475 code for a protein of 143 amino acids. Gene Ontology annotation, biological process: mRNA splicing, via spliceosome; maturation of SSU-rRNA. The record is from RefSeq and is a predicted model, not a curated record. Gene Ontology annotation, cellular component: nucleolus; U6 snRNP; sno(s)RNA-containing ribonucleoprotein complex. Lineage: Eukaryota; Metazoa; Chordata; Aves; Passeriformes; Muscicapidae.